AUGCGGAUCACCUCCCUCGCUCUACUCCCUAUCCUCGCUACAGCAGCCUCAGCAAACUUGGCUGCCGAUGCUCUCGGCUGGGCAGGUGAACUCGUAUCAGGAGGUGGCAAAGUAUCUACUACCGUCAAGGAUGGGGACGUAAGGACUAUGGAUAGUUGGAGUUACGUUGAUUGUGGCCUCGCAACUGAUGCAGUCCAACUCAAAUCUAUUCACGUUACUCCUGAUCCACCUGUCCCUGGUAAGAAUCUCACUGUGGAAGUUGAAGCAGAUGUGAUCGAACCAAUCAAGGAAGGUGCAUAUGCCGAUGUCACUGUUAAGCUCGGUUUGAUCAAGUUGUUGCAAAAGCAAUUUGACGUUUGUGAGGAAGCUCGAAAUGCCAACGCAACUGUUCAAUGCCCAGUCUCACCAGGUCCAUACAAGGUCAAACAAACCGUUGAAUUACCCAAAGAGAUCCCAAAGGCUAAAUUCUCAGUCCAAGUCAGAGGUUAUACCGACACUGACGAAGAUAUGGUCUGUCUCGAUCUUUUCGUUGAUUUUAUGAAAAGACCAGGUGGUGGGAACUAA
Messenger RNA from Kwoniella botswanensis, 564 nucleotides. Its product is annotated as phosphatidylglycerol/phosphatidylinositol transfer protein. Bases 1 to 564 code for a protein of 187 amino acids. NCBI's taxonomy places the organism in Eukaryota, Fungi, Basidiomycota, Tremellomycetes, Tremellales, Cryptococcaceae. Gene Ontology annotation, biological process: intracellular sterol transport. The record is from RefSeq and is a predicted model, not a curated record. The transcript has 7 exons. Gene Ontology annotation, molecular function: sterol binding.